Molecule: messenger RNA, 22043 nt
Organism: Porites evermanni
Lineage: Eukaryota; Metazoa; Cnidaria; Anthozoa; Scleractinia; Poritidae
Source: the annotation of a GenBank genome assembly
AUGGCGCCUGUAGCCGAACCUAAGAAAGAGAAAGAAACUUCCGACAAGAAAGAGGACACGAAAUCCAAAGAUGGAACCAAGAAAGAAGAAGAGCCCGAGUUGGUAAGCACAUUUCAUUAGCUUUUUACAAACGUCUUUUGGGGUUUCGCUGAAAAAUACGACAAAGCCUUAACUUUUGACAAUGACUCAUCAUGACCAAGUUUUCCUCGCACAGCACAACGUGAAUUUUCUUUUUCAGUUAUAAAAAAAGGUUUCCUUUUUCAUUCUUUCAGAGCGAAGAGGAUAGACAGCUUCAAGAGGAGUUAACAAUGCUGGUCGAAAGGUUGUCGGUAGGUAUUUUACGAAGAUACUUUGUGAGAAGUCCCUUUCGGCAAAUUCCGUACAGUAUGUGGCCCUCGGUCCGCCUUGUCCAGGUUGGUCCACGACUUUUCCGAAAAUGACAAAAUAUUUCGUAGAGAAAAAAAUGCGGAGGAAAAUGAAAGAUCCUGUGAUUUUCUGAUUAGCAAUCCUUUCAUAUGACGAAGUGUCGGCUUUCUUGCUGUGGGCGAAGGCGAGAAAUUAUAGUUUGUUGACAGGUACAGUCGAACCUUUAUUAAGCGGCACCGUAAUAAGCGGUCACCCUCUAUUAAACGGUCAGUUUUCAAAAUCCCGAAACUUACUUCCCUUGAUGUUCUGUAAUCUCGAGCUCUAUUAAGCGGUCACCUUUUUUAAGCGGUUGCAGUCACCAUUUGCAAAGUCCCAAUGUACGGGACUUUUUCUGUUGUCUUGACCUGUAUUAAACAGUCACACGGUGUCAAUUAUAAUUUUGUUCAUACAGUUUUAAAUAAUGUAACAUGCGAGGUACAACAAUUGAUUUCGGUGUUUAUUUUUGCAAGCCGUUAAAACGCCAGAAAUGAAUGUUUCUAUUUGAGGUGAAACGUCUGAUCUGAUCAGCACUGGAGAUCUAAUUCUUUGAACUGUAUUUCUUGCAACCUGUAUUAGGCAGUCACCCUGUAUUAAGCGGUCAUUUAGCUUCUCCCCGAGGGUAACCGCUUAAUACAGGUUCCACUGUAGGUUAAUUUGUCUUUCUUGAAGUUUGGGCUUUUGCAGUACCGUAAAUUACAGUACCGUUCAAAAGUAAGUUGACAGUCCGUUGCGAGUCUCGCUUCUCGACUCGAUUCGCGAUUCUUGAUUGCUGUGUGAAUCGAGAAUCGAGAACAAGCUAUAGAGAAUCGCGUCGAGAAUCAAGUCUCGCAGGACAGAAAUUAAAAGAUUCACCCAUGACUGAUUUGUCGAUAAUUUUUCAAAGACAUUCAGCUGUAACGUAAUGCGGCAUGGCUACAUUCGCGCAAGCAACUGUAUGCUCAAAACAAGGCCAAUUCAAGUUAUAAAGGGAAUGCUUCUUCUAGGACAUCUGUAUCAAGCUUCAUUUCCUCAACUAAAGUUUCAAAUACCUGCUCCAGAUGCAAACAAACAGUGUAUUACGCACGUACAAGCAACAGCAUGUUUAUUUUGGGCUUAUACGGCCGCUUGGCUUGACAAAGAUCAGCUGUAACAUAGACGUCGGCCGCUUGGCUUGAUAAAGAUCAGCUGUAACAUACACGUCCGUCCUUGACAUGACUAGUCUUUUGCUCUGAAAUUGUGUUGGUGAUCCUUGAAAACUUUCGAGAAACAAUGGUUUUAAUUGUACUAGGAAAAAGCGCUUUCUUAGUUUGAGGUAAUUGCUCGUAAAAUUGGGCUGCUUUUUUCCGGGAUGGAACAUGAUACGCAUGAACUUUUUUGUUGCUUAGCACGUGACUGCAGCUACCGUCAGGUGAUGAAAAAUUGCACGAGCGGUUUGUAUUACACGCUACUAAAAAUUGUUUUCAAAGCUCUUUUAUGUAUGCAAUCACGUCUCAUAAAAAGCAAAGGGUGGAAUAUCAAACUAAGAUGCUUUCGCGUAUGCGUAUCGCAAAGACAUCAAUUCCGGUCAAGAGGUCAAAUUUCAAGCAGAAUUAAUUACAAGUAAAGUUUCCAUGAGCAGACAUUCUGAACUGCGGUAAUGCCGAUGGGCAUUUGCAAACAGGCAAUCGAAAAAAAAUCGGCAAGUAGAAUUCGAAAGACAAGCCGAAGAACAAAAGCAACAAGACUUUGUUUACACAUCGCGUAUUAAACAUUUAUUUACACUUUACACAAGCUUCCUUUUAUUUUGUAUUUUAAAGACAAAAAGUCAUGGAUUGCUUUUCAAGUUCAACUGGUGAACUGGCAACUUUUGCUAUUUAAAUAACUGAAAAUGCCGUUCAAACAAUUUAAAGGUUUCAACGCAAAGUAUCACCCGAGCCAUGCAAACGAAUGCAAAUUUCCUGAAGAGUUGUUCCCGAGAGAGUUGUCAACUGCUAUUUGCAUAGUUCAGGAAUUUCUCGCAAGAAUCAAACGCUGAGUAGAGUUUGUUGUUUUAUAGAGUACAAAGAUUUUUCUGACGUGGGAGAAGUUAGAAGAUUAUUCAAAACUUGAACAAAGGUUGUUACUUGUAGAUUCUUGCAACAGUCGAGUAUUGAGAGUAGAGAGUGAAUUACUCGAAACUAAAUAGAGGCGGUUCCAGUUUGAUGAGUCUCGCAGGAAUCGAGAAUCGCAAAUCAAGAAGCAACAAUCGAGAAUCGAGUCUCAAUUCUUGAUUCGAUUCUCUAUUCUCGAUUCUCGCGAGGAUCGAGAAUCGAGUGUCAACUCACUUUUGAAUGGUACUGUACAUGGUCAUGUUUACUUAGCUUGUGAAUAAAAAAAAUGCAACAGAAAGAUGUGCCUUUUGCAGAACAGGUUUUCAGAUCAACCUAUUUCCGCUGUUGAAAGCAUAUUGCUGCAGACUGUGAGAAUCUUUUUUUAUCGACUCUCGAAAAAAAUCACCAAAUGUUGCAUAGUGGUCCUUGGUCCUCGACCUAUGACCUUGGUUGAAUAAAAAAUAAAAAGAGCAGCCCUUGUUUUCGAAAAAUGUUUUGAAAAUCUUCCCUAUACAUGUCUACAAGUUCUCUUUUUUUUAAUACCUCGAAAACAUAUGCAUACAGAAUUUGAAGUAAUUAUUUUUGAACGUGCUGAAAACCACUUGUGUGGGAGACUCAAGGGAGACUGUUGUCUGAAGUCUUUGAAAGAAAAGCAGAUUAUGUUAUACUCACAACAUCUUCAAAAAAAAAACUAUAGCUUUAAUGCACCAAGAAUGGAAAAAGUACAUGAAAUGUUGUGAAAAUCACAUUUUCGUGUGGAAACUAUCUCAUUUUUAUGUUUUUUUUUAUGCUGUUUACCUUGGUCGUGGACCAAGGACAACAUUCGUGGAUUAUCAUUCAGCAGUUCACAAUAAAAGUACCAGUUAAAACAGCCAAAGAAUCAAUAAGUGCUGCUCUUGAUUAAGCAAUGCCUCUUUCUUUAUUAGAGGCAACAGCUUCACAAUCUUCAUGAAUGUGGUUCCUAGAUUACAGUUGUAGAAUGAUCACUGCAAUAUUAUUUGACAGAUAGCAGAAUAGCAUUUCAAAUUUUAUAGCAGGUCAUAGUAAGACAUCGAUAGUCUAGGAGAAACAAACUAGAGCAUUCCCACAUUUCUUAAUUAAAUAAUAUUAUUAUUCAACAGGAAUCCAAUGUAUCAUUACACAAACCAGCACUGGAAGCCCUUAGAUCACAAAUCAGAGCAAGCACAAGCUCAAUGACAUCAGUUCCUAAACCACUGAAAUAUCUCAGACCACAUUUUGCUACGCUGAAAGAGAUUUAUGUCGAGUGCGGUGAUGGUGAAAAUAAGGUACUUUGUAACUGUGAUCUUUAUUUUUUUUAUUUAGGGAAUGGGCAGGAAUGGGACUCAUAUGUCCGAUGCGAGUUGCCAUCCCUACGCUAUCCCACAACCUGUAAAGGUUGGCCACACCACUGGGUUUUGUCCUCUACUAGCGUUGUCACAAAUUUCUUCUUUUGUCUUGUAAGCUCUCAUGCUUAAAGCAAGUAAUUUAUAAUGCACAGUGUGUAACAAUCAGAAUCUUUUUGUUGGCAGCAUUACAGUAUACUGAAAUUAAAAUAUAGUCACUCUAUUUUAAAGUACAACAAGGGCUAAAAGAAAUACAACAGCCAUAUUAACUGCCACAGAAGUUACAUGAACAGGAUAUUUAUACAAAUACAUGUACAUACAUGUUCAGAUUGAUCGAGUGAUCGAUUGAUCUUUGUGUCCUAUGGGAUGUAUGCCAUGAAUUAUUUUGCGUCUUUGGGGAUUUUUAUGUGGCAGGGACACAGGACGUAGAGGUAACAAAAUCACUGGUGCUAUAAAUAUCAGUUGCCAAGGGUAAAUAACGGAAAUUAUUUUAUAUAAAUAAUCUUUGCACAAUGUGGUCACAUGGUACAAAAGACACCUUGCUGGAUGGCGAACAAUGUGGUAUGACCAUGACAAGAAAGGAUCUUAGCUUUUUGAUUGAUAUAAUCUUUUUGUUUUUACAGUUUUUCUUGCCCCUUUGCAUAGUUUACCAUCCGUCAAGGUGUUAUUUUGUACCAUGUGACAGUUCUGUGUAAUGGUCCCAUUAUGUGGUGGUUCAAUUUAUCUUUUUUUAUUAUUCCUUUUUUUUCUUUGUAUUGGGGUAAAGUAAUGUUUGGCGAUGCAUUUCAGUUCAAUAAUGCUGAGUGUAUAGCUACUCCUACAUGUAUGCAGAGAAAAAAAAAACAAGGUAGUUGUUUGUUCUACGUUGUAGCGAUUCUUGGCUGACAUCAUCUCAGUUCUGGGAAUGACGAUUAGUGAAGGUCGUGAAUGUCUGAAAUUCAGGAUGCUUGGGUCCAAAGAAGAACUAGAAUCAUGGGGACAUGAAUAUGUCAGGUCAGGGUUAAAACUACUCUGUAUUAUAAUCCUUCAACCCUCUAAGCCCCCCUAUUCACAACAAAUUCUUAAGACUGAUCUCUUAAACAUUCCUUAAAGAAUUAGUGGAGUGAAUUUGAUAAAAGAUCAAAGUAUUUCCCCUAGGUGAUCAUUUGCUUCUCAUGGGAGUGUGAUGGUUACAGCUGCAUUAACUCUAGUAUAGACUAGAUGCAAGUACCUUGGUACAUAUACACCCUGCUAUCUCUGGUGAUAUAAACUAGAUGUACUUCUGUACAGUACACAUGUAAAAUUUUCCAAUUUUCAAUUGAAGCAUUAGAGAAUAAUAACAAAAAGCAGUCAGCUAGUCAAGACUGCACCAAGAAAAAGGAAAAAAAUUACUGAACUUAUCUAUAGCAAACGCAGUCUUAAAAUUAAUUCUGUUUCUGUCCAAAAUUUAACGAACACUGUUAGUUCCAUGUAUUAACCAGGUAUAAUCCAAGGCAUGUUACAUGUUUCAAUAAAGCAUGUUUUCCCAUUUUGGGCCCAAACUUUGCAUCUUCUCUCAAAGGUGGGCUUUUCCUUGUAAUAUUCCCUUCUGUUUGAUCUAACAUGAGCCUGAGGAGCAUACAUGUAUUAUUAAGUGUACGCCAAGUCAUAAUUCUGUUUUGCUGAGAAAACAGGAGCUUUGGAUAUCCCCAUAUACCCAGGAGAAGGCAGUCUGGUCAGGAAAACUGGUGAAGAGAAAAUUUUUCAGGCACAGCAUGAAGAGCCUAGCCAUGUUUAAAAAAAUUGUUGUACAGUUCCUCUCAAUAUGAUUGACUGCCCCAGGGUUUCUAAGGCUGGGCUUUAGGAAGCUUUGCAAAGGAUUUGAAUAUUAAUAUUGUCACAUCAAAUUUUAACCGUAUAAAUUAAGACUUGAAUUCCCUCUCAAUACCACUGAUAAAUUUCUGAGGGGCUUGUUUUUAAUUUCCCCUUUUUGAACCACAAAAAAUUAGGGGGUCAAGCAUUUGUUUUGGAACUAUCAUUUUAUUUCGUCAAAUCCACAGACACUUGGCCGAGGAGAUACGUGGAGAAUAUAGUGAGAGAAUGGACAAGGGGGAAACAGUAGAAGACCUGGUUAAUCUUGCUAAAGAAAUAAUACCAUACAACAUGCAGCACAAUGCGGAGACUGAGGCAUGUGACUUGCUGAUGGAGAUUGAACGUCUGGAUUUACUUGAACAAUAUGUUGACAAAAGAAGCUUUCAGCGAGUAUGUCUCUAUCUCACAAGGUCAGUUUCUUUUUUAUCUUCUUAAUUCCGGGUUGUAUUGUUGUCACCAGACAUUGAAUUUUCACAAUCUGAAGAACUAAAUUUUAUUAGAUNUUGUACAACCUUUCAUGUUUACAUUACGCACGCGGCCGAUUAACACAUCGAUAAACUUGGGAAGAGUGAAAUAAUUAUUGUAACGUUGCUAUGAAUUAUAGUCCCUUUGCAGUACACUGCUUUUGAUAAUAUUUAUUCCGCUUAAGGAAUUAAUUUAUACGCAGGGACAAAUGUACAACUUGAAAAUUACUAAUAAAAGUGGAAAUAUUUGGUAAUUUUGUGACCGGAAGUGGGCGAAUCCCGAUGUCUGUUUCGAUGCGCGAAUUGUAAACAACGGCUCUAGUUGCAUGUCACCAGGAUUUCAUAUCAAAGUUCCGCAAUACACAGCGACUCGAUAAAUAACAACUGAAACAACUGAACAGCAGGAACCUUAAAUUUAUUUCAUUUUCAAUACGAUUGAAUUUUGACCGGUCAACAUGACCGGCAAGACGAAAGUUUGACCGGUCAAAUCCACAAUCAGUCCGGACAUUGUCCGUUGACCGGCCGUUAUUUCGAGCCCUGCUUCUUAAUUCGGGGUUGUAUUGUUGUCACCAGACAUUGAAUUUUCACAAUCUGAAGAACUAAAUUUUAUUAGAUGCAUAACUUAUGACAUCUCACUUGGCUUAAUACAAAGAAGCAAAUUACAGAAAUGUGGAGCAACAAAAUAAUGUAAAUGACGUUUCAUGCAGACUGUUUUUCUCACUUUUACUUAAGAAAAACAAUCGACACUAACUAUCAGUAACUGCAAAAUACUGAUCAUCAAAUUGGUAACGUGCUGCAACUUUAGGUGCCUCUUUUUUUCACUCAUCUUUGCAAACAAAAUGGUCACAGCUUGGAGCACUGGCUUUUUGCUCUUUGCAGUGGCUCUUUAUUUAUUGAAGGGUUACAGUGAUAGAGUGUAAAUGCUUUACUCCAUCUAAUGUUGAAUUUUCAACCACAAUCUUUUGCUUGAAUUUCCUGAAUUUUUGGUACCUUUGAAGUUUUGUGUGAAAGAUUUUGAAAUUAAUUAUAAUAGUAAUGGUUUCAAGUUAUAUAUACUAGAGGAUUUUACUUUGAGUUGGAAAUUCUUUCAGAGGAAUGGAAUCUGCUCUUGUACGCUACAUGUAUUAUUUUUCUGUUUUUUCAUCUCUAACAUAACCAUUUAUUUCCUCUCUUAGCUGUGUAAGUUAUGUACCAGAACCAGAGGAUAGCACACUUUUGAAGACAGCACUAAAUAUAUUUAGAAAGUUUGAUCAUCAACCAGAGGCCAUGAAGUUAGCUAUCCAACUAAAUGAUGUGGAGCUCAUCAAAGACAUUUUUGUCUCUUGCACAGGAAGGUACAGUACUAUGAUCCAGUCAUCCAUUACAGUGUAUAUUACCGUGGUAUGCCAGAGUUUAAAAUAAUUUUAUAUGAACCAUAAAAAGAAUUUGGUUACUGUACAGACAAUGUUACUCGUUGUUAGUCACCAUACAUGUACACUAAUGCCAUACACUGUAGGUUGUGAAGUACAUUUGUAGAUCAGACAUAAUAUUGAUUGGCCAGUGGAAGCAGUUUUUCCUAAGGGGUGAGUUCCUUUGUAAGGAUCCAGAUCAGAAGUAUGAUGCAAGAUCACUCACAUCAUAGCACAUCAUCAAAGAUACCAACAAAUCCUUUUCCCGAUGGGUUUUAGCACUUCCUUUAAUGAAUGAAGAUCUGAACUAUCUUGGAUCAUAAUUCCCACUCUGGAUUGUCCUAGAGGAUUUCACCCCUGAUACAUGCAUCCUGAUGUAAAGACAGAAGUCAGUUGUAAAGAAUUAAGCUCAUUUGAGUUUUUUUAGACUGAUUUUGAGGUGGCUGGAUUUUGGAUGAAGCACCCUUUCGCUUGCUUUAUUUGAGUUCUCAAAUACACAAUAAUCCUUUAUGAAAUUCAAAGCGUAAGUAUGGCUAAAGUAAACAAAAUGUUUUAGUAAUUCGUUUUGGGUAUCCAAAGCUUCUUCACAGCCAAGGUUUCCUUAUUUCCUCCUCUUCAUGGAUUGUUCAUGAGUUCAUUGUCAACACCAAAAAUGCCUUAAACGUUCAACAUGUGGAUAAGACAAGGGUAACCACAAAGGUUGUUUUCUUCUCUGCUUUUUUUCAGUGAUGACAAAAAAUUAAUACAGAAACAAAUGGCAUUUAUGUUGGCAAGGCAACAAAUCUACCUGGAACUGGAUGAGAGCAUGGAUGAUUAUGAUGACUUGGCAGAAAUAAUGUCCAAUGCACAUCUGAACAACAACUUUCUUAGCCUUGCUAGGGAGGUAAGAUAAUAAUUAUUUUAAUCUUUUGCAUGGGUUCUAAUUUUGAGAAACAGACCAUGACAACUGCAGAGUUAAAAGAUUAAUUUUCUCUUUCCUUUUGAAGCCAGUUUGAUUUGAUUUGAGUCUCAUUUUUUUUAGCAUACGUGGGAUCACUUUGUGCUAUACAAAGGUGAUGUCACACGAGAUGAUUUGCAGCAACACUUUAAAGCGCAAUGAAGCUUUCCAGUGUUGGAACGAUGUUGUAACAUUCAAAACAAUGUCACAACAAUGUUGUAAAUAAUGCCAGGUUUUGCUAAAAAUCGUUGUUUAACAUCACCUUUAAUAAUAGUAUUGCAGUACUUCUGCUGUCCAGGGAUGUUUAUUUUCAAAAUAGCAAGUAUACAAUGAAGAACACAAGCCGAACCAAACAAAAAACUGUGAUAGGCAUGCUGUAUUUCUCAGAAAUUAUCAAUGUUACAAGACUUUCAGUUCUUUCCUUGUCAUAUCCUUUCAUGGGGUUCCAUUUGAAAACCCUACCAUUGGAUGAUUACCAUGAAUAAACUUUUUUCACAUUAACUGAAUGAUCUCUCGCUCAACUGAAAUGGAUGUCAAGAACUGUCAACAAAUGUUCUUGGAAAAAAAAAAACAAGUUAAAAACACUUUUCCAUGGUCUAUAGUCUUAUCCGCCCUAAAAACAACGUGAAAAUGUUCAAAACUUUCAAGUAAAACCACUUGCAUGUGGUUCAUGGUUCACUAUUGACAGUAGUCAGAGUUAUUAUAGGCAGCACUUUCCUUUCAGUCAUUUUAAGACCCUGAGUAUUGCUCCAGAUGAGAAUCAAACUCGCCCAAACUACCUUAAAGUGUGGUACCAGCUGAGCUAACUAUAGCCUUAAGUUAAGUGAAACCCCGUUAAUACGGACACAGGUGGCGGCAUAAAAAGUGUCCUUAUUAACAGGUUGUCCAUAUUAAGCGGCUAAAAUUUAGAGAAAAUGUAAGCGCUUUUCUUUACCAUGGACAAAGCAAACUGUCUGUGACAAUGAGGUGUCCAUAUGAAUGGAUAAUUUUCUGCUAAAUUUAUUAAAGCAUAUUACUCUGAAAAUUGUUACUUUGCUCAACUAAAAUUUGCAUUGAAACUAUCAACCAUGAAAGAGUGAGUCCUGAUGUGUGAAUUUUAUACCUUUUUACAGUUGGAUAUCAUGGAACCCAAAGUACCUGAAGAUAUUUAUAAAACACAUCUUGAAAACAAAGGUAAUUAUCACCUUGUCACUUGAUAGGCAUUUUUAUUACUAUUUCUUAGAAAAGAUUAUGAUUAUUUGUGUAUUAAGUUCCCAUCCAUUUUCAACAUAAACUGUAAAUACUAUAGUACACUUGCAUGAACAUGGUUUUAUUAAUUUUUAAAUUGAGUGCUUAUAUAACUAAAGUUAUUUUGUUGUGUACUCUUGAAAACCAAACUACAUAAACUAUAAUCCGUGACAUUAGAACUUAAUUUAGGUCAAGUGAAGCAAAAAUGUUGCCAUGUUGUGCUCGACCUCCUUUUCCCUGUCGCUUUCAAUGUUGGCCUCGAACUUGGACAAUUCCACCGAAGAAACCAUUACAAAACAACAUUGGAAGAGAAAAAGACAGGUAUCAGAGCAUUAUGACCCAAGUUGAGUGUCCUUGGUUGCAGAAUGAUACUGUAAGUUAGCUUUUAUCAAAAGCUGUAGACUUAGCUUCUGGAGAGAUACAAAAUAAUGUCUAUUUUUUUUAAUGUUCAGGGGUUUCAAGUGGUGUGGCCCUGGACUCUGCUAGACAAAAUUUAGCUUCUUCAUUCGUGAAUUCUUUUGUUAAUGCUGCUUUUGGUACUGACAAGUUAUUGACAGAAGAUGGAAAUAAGUGGAUUUACAAAAACAAAGAGCAUGGUAAGCAAAAGAGACAUUUGAUACAGUGUGGAUAGGAUGGUGAGACCUUCAGGUCAUAGGUUAUAACAUCAACAAAAACAAAAAUCGCCAAGUGCAAAAAGAUAUGUGCAUAUUAUACUAGAUGCUCCUUUUUUUGGCUAGAACGCUGCCACUAUUGCCUUUUUAGUGGCUACAUUCUUUGAUUGUUGUUUUUUUUAAAGGGGGCUUUGUCAUGCUAUUUGUUAUCUUUUUGAAGAGUUAACACGUUUCUGUUCACCAAUUGAAUUCCAAAAACAUUGAGCCCGUGUUUUGUUAUUUAAGACUAUUUUUAGGUAUUGAAACUGUUGUGGUGGAUGGCAAGGAUACACAUGGAUUGAAACUGGAUAAAAUUGGGCCAAUUUGUCCAAGUUUCAAUGCUAUGGCGGCAAAAAUAAUCAAAAAUUAAUCAUGAUUAGUGCUUCUUGAAGAAUUUUUUUGUGUCUUCUUCAUAGCUCUACACGAGUUGAGUGUAAAGGCACUAAAUGUGAUUAAAAAAUUAAUUAAUAAUAUUAAUAAAUUAAUAAAUAAAUAAUGAUUUGGAGGUAGCACAUCCACAAAGUGGUUCUUCGUCUACCUGAUUCGUGGUUGAAUUGGAAUUUGAAAAUGUUGGUUUUUGAGGAGAGGGGAAAACCGGACUACCCGGAGAAAAACCUCUUGGAGCAAAGGGGAGAACCAACAACAAACUCAACCCACAUAUGGCAUCGACGCCCGGAUUUGAACCCGGGCCACUUUGGUGGGAGGCGAGCACUCUCACCACUGCGCCAUCCCUUACCCCCAAACUUGAGCACUGACUUGACUUAAAACAGCGAUAUCCUCUUGACCUGGCCCCUAUAAAUUCUCUGAAUUUGUGCAUUUUAGGCAUGAUGAGUACAACCGCUUCUUUGGGGCUCAUUUUGUUAUGGGAUGUUGAUGCAGGACUCACACAGAUUGACAAAUAUUUAUACUCAACAGAAGACUAUAUUAAGGUAGUGUACAUUAAAAGCAGUAUGUUCACUAAAAAUCAAGGUCUACUUACAAUACAUUUACGGUAUUGAUUUUUGAUUAAAAUUUAUGAGCUGGGUGUUAAACACAAAGUAAUGUAUCAGUGUUUUAAGAUGUUAAAUAAUUAAAAUUUAUUUCACUGCAAAAGACAGGUUUGCUGACUUUUUUCUUUCUUUUUUUUUUUUUUGGUCACAAUCUAAUCAAGCUCAACCUCUACUUGUCUCAUAACUGUUAACAAUAUUUCCUGCAUGGAAAGUGCAUUGUUCUUUCGACUCACAGUAGCUCACUUCGUGUUUUGUGUGAUCUAUAAUAAUCAUAGUUUUGAAAACCAACCACAAAUUGCAUGUGUUGUCCAGAUGCUUGCUUUUAAAACAGUCAAAUUGCUUGCUUCCUGUUUAGCUGUUGCUUUGCUUUAGUUCUUACCUUUUCUUUAGAUGUUCAUGUUAGUUGGACAGCUACUUGAGUUAAAGCAGAUAUUUAACAAUAAUAUUGAAUGAGGCUGUGUAGGAUGUGAAAAAUUAUGCAGAUCGAGGGGAUGUUAUCGGCCGAGGGUGAAUUAGGCCGCGGUGGAUAACACCCUCUGAGAUCUGCAUAAUUCAUUACAUCAUACGAAAGUCUAAUUCAAUAAUCGUUUUAUUAUAUCAUUCCAAAUAUUUUGAAGGUCUUAACAAGCUUAUCUUGUCGUAGACUUUUAUUAUUUUAUUAUUGUGUUUACAUUUUUAAUAUUACUUACCUUAUGUACCCCCCCUGCCCCACCCGAGAUACAAGUGGGUUUUCGUACACUAAGUGUCUAUUCUUGUUAGGCUGGUGCGCUAUUGGCUUGUGGUAUUGUGAACUCUGGAGUGAAGAAUGAAUGCGACCCAGCCCUUGCUUUGCUAUCAGACUAUGUUCUACACAAUAAUAAUAUCAUGAGACUUGGAUCUGUCGUUGGGUGAGUGAAUAUCCUUGGUUUAUAAUCAUCGUACAUGUAUGAUCUGCUUUUAGUAAUUCUUAUUGAUUGCCCGCUACGACUUGAAUUAGCACCUCUACAUGUACCUUGCUUUCAAGAGUCCCAGAUCUGAUUAUUGGGCUGGGUGUGGCAAAGCCCAACCUGAUCCGGAAGAAGUAAAAAACACUUUUUUUUCAGAUUGACCUGGAGAGAGAUGAGUUGAAUUGUUUUUGCUCCAACGAGUCCUUUGUAGUUCAGUAGUAGAGCAUCUGCUCUAGUAACUAGAAGGUCACAGGUUUGACUCCUGUUGGGUGAAAUCAGAUUCAUUUUUGUCUGUGUCACUGACGGAAAAAAAAGUCUCGUUACUUUUGUUUCUUUGUUUGUUUUUUCUAGGCUUGGUCUAGCGUAUGCAGGUUCUAACAGACAAGACGUGUUGUCUCUAAUUCUUCCUGUUCUAGCUGAUCCAAAGUCAAACCUAGAGGUGAGGAUAUUUAGUUUUACAUUCAUAGCUGGUCGGGAUCGUUUAUAAAAUAAUCACACUGUUUUUCAGGUUAUCGGUAUGGCAGCAAUCGCUUGCGGUUUGGUUGCUAUAGGAACAUGUAAUGGUGAUGUGACGUCAACCAUUCUUCAGACAAUGAUGGAACGAUCGGAAGCGGAAGUCAAAGAAACGAAUUCUCGUAACUUGGCACUAGGACUUGGGCUGACCUUCCUAGGUAAGAUGCAUGUUUGAUUGAAGGCAAAGCUGAGAAGUAACAUUUCUUCAACACAUCAACCCAUUCACACCUGAGCUGCCCCUAACCACCCUUGUCGAAUUCCCUUUUCCUGCUUGUGACGUUGUUUGAAAAUCCGUAAAUAACUUUGGCACCCAACUUCUGCUGGGUUGGAGGGGAGGGGGUGGGGAAAGAGUUUUCAAUUUCAAACCGUAUCCCAAUAAGCAUGAUUCAAUCCAACAGACCUAAAAAAGGGCAGGAAAAAAAUUGCAAAGUACUUCCUUUAAAAUAAUUUCAUGAUCAUUGGGUUCUUCGUGAAAACGUUUCGUAUCGAAAUGAAACAAAGUAAAUCCCCAGCAAAGAAAAGGUAAGGAGAAAGAGAAGAAAGAGGCGGGAAGGUGAGAAGGCGCGGUUAAACAUCUAGGAGGCAGUGUCACUUUUACAUCUCGAAACUUGGCCUUCCGCGCAUGUAAUUUAGCAUCAAGAACAGAAGGCAGCGAAGUACUCUACUUGUACUCUACCGCGGCAGGAUAAACUCAGUCAGUAGAGUGCUUGACUGUAGAACGGUUUCGAUUGCCGGGGCCGGACAGAUACUCAAGGUCUUAAGAUUAUUGAGAAAUGAAAGUACAGCCUUUGCCCUGCAAAGUUCGAGACUAUAAAUAACGUUUUCGGACUUUUUUGGUUCAUUUUUGUGCAGAUAGUGACCAGAAAGCCGCUCGAACAGCUUCAAACGCAGCUCUUGCGGCAAAGGAGAAAUUUUAUGGUCACUGAUAGCAUCGCGUUUCUAAAUCCUUUCUGUUUCGAGUUUAGGAUUAACAGUAAUUCGCUAACACGCAGUGUUUGUGACUUUGUCACUACCCUUGACGUUGCAGUUGAAGCUUUUGGUUUGUGUUUUCAGGGAAACAAGAAGCAGCAGAAGCUACUCUAGAGGCUCUGAAAGUCGUACCUGAACCGCUUGGAAAGUGGGCUUCUAUCUUGGUGGAAAUCUGUGCUUACGCUGGUGAGUCUCACCCAUUUAAGUUGUUUUGAAAAAUCGAUAAAUUGUACACAAAUUGUUGAAUUGACUAACUUACUUGUGGAGGAAAGUUUCAUAAUUCAUAACACAGGAGAACGUUUAAACUGUUUUUUUUGUUUUUGUUUGUGUGUUUGUUUUUUUAAAGUUAACGUGGAACGUAUUUUAAGGACCCUCAAAACUGAGCCAUUAUAAUUCACUUUCCAAGUUCAGGGUCAGAUUGUAACUUUGUUUCGGGUGUGUCCUCCUAGCCUGUGUAGCAAGCGUCAGCAAAGAAAGACCGAGGAACGGGAUUUUCGGUUCUGGCCGCGCGAAAAACUCGUUCCUCGUUCCUUGCUCCGAAACCAAACGGAAACGCCAAAUUUGUAAAUCACUGUUGUUUGAAGGUACUGGAAACGUUCUGAAAAUCCAAGAGAUGCUACACAUCUGCAGUGAACACUUUGAACAGAAAGACGAAGAAGAGAAGGAGAAAGAUUCCAAAGAUAAAGACAAAGAUAAAGAUAAGAAGGCUGAGAAGUCAGAUGAUGGCAGUCAUCAGGGUGUGGCAGUGUUAGGUAUCGCUUUAAUGGCCAUGGGUGAGGAGAUUGGUGCUCAGAUGGUGCUCAGAACAUGUAAUCAUUUGGUAUGUAUCCAGGACAAGUCACCCUUUAAAACUUUUCUAUCGUCUUAUUUUGCUUGUCAAAAACAACAACAAUCAUAAAACGUCUCAUACCUCUCUUUUGCGCACCAAUUCAAGCUCUGUUGGAUUGUUGAUAGUAUUCUUUGACCUUAUUAAACUUUAAUAAGGUCAAAGAAUACUAUCAGCAAGGAACGCGGGGCCAUAAAAGCGUAUUUUAAACUUCGUGGGCAGUGGGGUGAAAGGAAGUGCGAUUUUUUCAGUCUUUUGUUUGCUGUUCCCUUUCAGUGUUUCGAUCGUCAUCUGAAAAUUGUCUUUUUAUAGAUUUAAAUCACACAAGUAAACAGCGCGUUCAUGUUAGAGAACUUACGCACCAAGCGCGAGAAUUUUGCUUGAAAAAUGCAAUAAAUUAUUUCAGCAAGGGUCGGGGGCAUAGAACCGUCUUUUAAACUUCGUGGGCAGUGAGGUGAAAGGAGGUGCGAUUUUUUCAGUCUUUUGUUUGCUGUUCCUUUUCAAUAUAUUAAUCGUCAUCUGAAAAUGAGCUUUCUUUUGUUUGAUUUAAAUCACACAAGUAAACAGCGCGUUCAUAUUAGAGAAGUUACGCUCCAAGCGCGAGAAUUUUGCUUGAAGAGAGCAAUAAAUUAUAUCAGUUUAAAAGGGUCGGGGGCACAGAACCGUGUUUUAAGCCUCGCUGGCAGUGAGGUGAAAGGUGUUAUUUUGUUCCUUUAUUGUUUACUUACGCUCUUCAAUGCAUUCAAUGGGAUGUGAUUUUUAUUCAAAGAAGUUAAUUCUUGUUCAAACAAACGACUGUAAAAUAUAACCGUCAUUUACAUGAAGAAUAAAAUUUCCUGGCGCAGAAUUCAAACAGUGCCAACUCGGCAACAGAAUAUAAGCAAGCUGUUAAAACCACUGAUCAGAGCGCCGCGCUCAAACCACCUCCUUCGAUUCAAUCCGUGGUUAAAGUUCCUUAUAAUUGUUACUACGAUGUUUACCAUAAAAAAUGAAGUAUGUUUUCUUAAAAUUUGCAGCCAGUACGCGAAGCGCAAAAUAAACAAUACAGUUUGGGUUUGUUCGUCUCAAAUCUCGUCUGUUCGGCACUUGCCUUACCCCUCACUACUGCGUCGUCCGUUUCGCCAGUCAACUAACAGUCCUACCCACCCCCUAAGGUGAAAUUGCUCCUUACUUCGGCACCACCGAAAAUUCAAAUCUCAUCGGAAAGAAGUAAUCGGUAAUGUUGAAAAUUGCCGUGCGAAAAAGCUAUUGUUUCACGUUGAUCGUUUUUGUCCUUAAAAGGCAAGAAACGAUCAAAAAAAGCAAUACAAAACAAUACCUAUUGUUCUCGAAUUCAGGUCGCUUUUCGUGAUACGAAAAUCGAUUAUCGUAACAGCUACCACUCUAAAAAAACAAGAAUUUCAGCCGAGAAAUACCGCCGUUAUUAUAAGGUGGACUGGCUUGACGAUUUCUUUCUCUCGUCUCCAAUUUCCUCGCCUUUCGUCGCGUUAGCCAGCGUUAUUUAAUGCCUCAUUCAGUUUUUCUUCAAAAGUUGCGUACGUUUUUUAAAACAGUAACGGGUAACGAAUCCUUGUUAUUAGGUCGGUAGCGGCUUGAAAUGUCAUCAUCUGACUAACAAACCUGAGGCCGACGGUGCACUCAUUAUACGGGUAUUUUAAGAUACUUAAAGUUGCGUGGAAAGGAAGAAAGUCGAAGCAAGGAUUUGAGGUGACACUAGGGAAUCGAACUCUUCUCGUAACCUCUCGCAAAGAGAAGGUUUUCUGUUUUGCCUUCAUGGAGGCUUAUUAAGUGACCGCUCUGUAACAGCGUUGAUGUUGUCUUGUUUCAGCUGCAGUACGGUGAACCGGUGAUACGCCGUGCAGUUCCAUUGGCUCUGGCCCUCCUUUCAGCUUCUAAUCCUCAACUAAGUAUUAUCGAUACUCUCAGUAAGCUGUCUCAUGACAACGAUGCUGAAGUGGCACAUAACUCUAUCUUCGCCAUGGGAAUUGUAGGAGCAGGUACGUUUGUUACUGAAGCUUUAUUGCCGGGGAUUGAGGGGAGGAACUCCAGGAAAGUCUCAGUGGGUAUACUCCACAAAAUCUUACCCAAUUGCACACCUGAACCACUGUUUCGAAGAUAAGAGUGAUAGAGCGAUUUUCGUAUGACCCUGAAAUCGCGGGAACAAAACAGAAACAAACGGGCGGAAAUAAAGCGAUUUGAUUGGUUUAUCGAACGGAUACAAACGCGUCUGGAUUUUUGGUUGGUUAAGCGAACGCUCGGGUGAAAAAGCUUCAUGCCCGAAAACUUUCUAGAAAUCAAUCGAUACUUCUCUUUGACGUCAUGCUGCAACACAAAAGGCCAAUCGGACAAUGCCUUCUCCAUAUUAGGGUUUCUUUGGCGGGAAGACGAAGAGGCCAUGUUUUGAUCUUUUUAUCCAUUGGCUGAUCAAACAAAUGACGAACACUCACCGAAACCAUUUUUCAAGGACAUGCGAAAAUCGCUUUAAGAAAAUACCCAGUUCAAGACUCUGGCUCAAAGCGCAAAACCUUACCCCAUUUCAGACCAAAAAAUGGCUAAAAUCUAUACCCCCCAUCUCAGACUAAAUAAAACGUAGGCGACUUUCCCCGCGCUCUAUUCUAGAUUCAUUUUGUGGCGAACGAAUCACUAAUGAUCAAAACCCAAAGAAACCAAAAACAGAAAAUUUUGUAUCUCCAAAGUAAGACUAAAAUGCAAUUUUAAAAAUAGAAUAACCCCAUUCCUACCAAACGGUCUUUACCUCACUGAGUUGUAGUAUCGAGUUUUAACAUGCAUCAAUAUUGUGUCCAAGGUAAAUUUCGAGUUCAUCUUUGUUGAUAGUACUCUUUGAGCUUGACCUUCUCGUUUCAAAAACUAUUAAACUUACAGUAUAAACGUAGUGUGGCUCGUGACAGUGAAUCUCAAGGAGAACGGGCAUAACCGAAGAUAUUAAUUUAGAUUGCGAGCAGUCUCUUAUUUUUCUUUUGAGUCACAGUAGAUCGAGAGCGCGUGUGAGGGGCCGCGAGGAACGAGGGCGGAAGCCCGAGCGAAGAAAAAUUAAUAUCUCCUCCUUUUUUUCUCUUGCCGUACGUGGCUCUGAGGAAAGAAAGACGACCGCUUGCGGUCUAAUGUUAAUUGUGUACAGCUAUAAAAUCUGAGAUGUACAGUACACUUGCGUCCAGAGUUCAGAUGAUCUUUGUGUUACUUGGGAAUACAUAUUUUCGCAGACAAAUGAUGCGGGUUGUUCUGUGAAUUUGUUGUGCACAGGUACCAAUAAUGCCAGACUUGGUGGAAUGUUACGGCAGCUGGCCAUGUACUACCACAAGGAUGCUAACAAUCUGUUCAUGGUGCGACUUGCACAGGUCAGAAGGGGUUAAUUUUUAAUAGACUUUUCACAGUCCCUUAUUUUUCCGUAAGAUCGUCGAGAUCGAAAACUUUGCGUCCUGGGGGACCAUCUUGGAUGAGUGUCAAUUCUACUGAUGAAACCAAGAUGGCCGCCCGUACCGAUAAGCGCUUGAUCCUGACGAUCUGACGAAACAAAAGGGGACUGUGGACAGCGUAAUUAAAAAACUUAGAUAAACACAGUUGAGUGUGUUGGUGCUGCAUCGGUUGGGCGUUUAAACCCUGAAGUUGAAAUUUGCAUACACCGCAGUAAUUGUCCGUCCUUACACAAUCAAAAACAUCCGCAUCUACGUACUAUUUCAGCGCGCUCCUAACAGUGGCAAUGCUCCGGGAUGAAGUCCCGAGAAGCAACCACGACGGCGACGGCGACGGCAUCGAAAGUGUAUUCCCGUUAUUUCACGCUUCAUUCCCGGCGAUUGUUCCAACUCGCGGCACAAUUUGUCAAAUGCUGGUGGAUGUUCCUAAAGCUGUGUUUAAGUCCUCUACUAAACGUCACGCAAGAGAAUUUGACAUUUUAGUCGUCCUGUGACGGCCAAGAAAUCAUGGUUCCAUAAAGUGUGAUGCACGUGCAGAACUGUUGUUUUUCCUAUAAAACCUGUUGCUUUUUCAAGUUCCCGUUGCCGUCGCUGUAAUGUUUGCUUUCACUUCUCUAUCACAACUCUUCCAAUAUCAGCAACUACAUAAAUGGGAAUUUGAGAAAUAUGACCAACUUUGCUACACGACAACUUCGGUCAGUGCCUUUACAUGGUGGCUGUGGGAAAAGAUUUCCGUACCAACAAUUUCUUUUUGCUGUUUAUCGUCAGGGUUUAGUUCAUCUUGGUAAAGGAACCCUUACACUUGGUCCUUAUCACUGUGACCGUUCACUGAUGAUGCCAGUAGCUGUAGGUGGCCUCUUGUCUGUUCUCGUGUCAUUCUUGGAUGUCAAAAAUGGUAAGUUACUCGUCUCGUUCCUAAUAGGCCCUUUCUAGAGCUUGGUCACGUGCUUGGAUACCGCAAAGCAACGGCUCGCUCGAUGGCAAGCCAUCCAGGCGUUCAGUCCGAUCACAAAGCUUUUUGUGCGAUCGAGCAACGCAUUCCUAGUUUUUACAAUUAUUGUGUUGAAAAUUAACCAAAAUUACUGGACCAGAAGAGUUUAAAGACGUCAUUGAAUUAACCUUGGAAGGUUUUGCCCGAUCACGCUCAAAGUUUUGUAAUCUGAAUGAACGCUUGUGUUAUCCAACUACAUGACCAGGUUCUGCAAAGGGCUAAUUAAGGUGGUACUCUAUGGGUAACCGUUUGGUGCGCUUCUAACCAUUCUCGGAGUCAAUUCGAACAGAAAGAAUAUUGAGAUUUCACUUUUCAUUGCUGAUGUCUGUAACUUCUUAACGAUACAAUCUAAGUUGCUCUUGCACACUUGUGUUUUUCUUACUUCCGAUCAUCGAAUUAAAAGUCUUCAGGAGACCAUAAUUAUUAUCAUAAAGUUCCAGUAAAACGGGGGUACCUCAUGACUGGCAGUGCGCAAAAGAAACUUUUUAACACAUCACGAGAAUCUCAGGCCACUGAAAUGGAGCGAUAAUUUGAAGUUUCGUCAACUUUUCAUACUCCAGCUGGUCACUUGAUUAAUAAAAUACGUAUCAUUGCUUCUUUAAUUAUCCAAGAAUUGUGCUUACCAGAAAGAGUAAUUUCAAUCACUUUCUAACCUAAGUAACCUAAGUUCUUCUUUCCACGCCCAGCUGGGCUUAACUUGAGAGCCACACCGAGCGUUUGCGAGACGUGUAUCUCCAGUCUAACCUGAACUAUUCUGACUGUAUGUUUUUGCUGUCUUCAGUUAUCCUCGGCAAAUCGCAUUAUGUCCUGUUUAACUUGGUGUCAGCCAUGCAGCCCAGAAUGUUGGUCACAUUUGACACGGACCUGCGACCUUUACCAGUUUCUGUUAGGGUUGGACAGGUAAGUGGUAGGCCUGUGGUGAAAGACGCCUAAAACAGACCGGGGGCGAGGGGGGAGGGGGGUGGGGUCCACUUUUCAAGAUGCGGGGCCAGGACACUAAGAUAGCCCACGAGCAAGUUCACUUUCCCUGGCGCGCUGACGUACAAGCGAGUCUGCUCGCAGCCUGGGUACCAGGAUGACUGGUGUUAUCUGAAACGUUGAGGCUCCCGACGUUAGAACGAAACCAGUGUUUGUCUCGACAAAAAAGGCUCUUUGGUUACGGCGAAUAUGCUUUUGUUGUUUUGCUCGGAUAACACAGAACGACGCAAACAAAGAAGAAAAUUAAGCAGUUAUGCUCGAUGGAUGAGCGCGAUUAUCCUAUCGUUAGCCAUUAAUUUAACAAAUAACAGCGUGUCCACGCGGUCACAAUUUUGGGCGCCCCAUGUGAUGCUCCCAGAUUUUUUCGGUUUCGCUUAACUUCUUUGGCAAAGGUGAAUGGAAAGUAUGUUUUUCUUCCCUUAUUCCCUGUCACAUGCGAGUCUGUGUUGCAGCUCAUGACAAUGGCCUUUACCACGCUCAUAACAAAUUGCGCGUUUGACACUCUUUCACCCCCACACCCAACCCCAAGAUCGCAGGCUAGGUAGCUCUCUCCCAACGAAAGGAACUGUGCUGCAAAAGUUAGGCAAAUUGAGCCUGGUGUUACCUGGUCGCCCAUUUGGGUGAAACAUGAAAAUAGUUGGGAGGAAUAUUUUGAUGUAACAAAGCAAGGGCAAAAUAAGGCAUGGAUAGGCCAGGAUAUGAUUGCAAAUAAAUUUCAGCCUAAGAGUUUCUCAAAGUUCAUGUCUCUUGAUUGUAAUUUUAGUUAAAUCGUUCUGGGUACAAAUUUGUUCUUCACAAAGCUAUGAUUUUUUUUUAUUUACAAGUAAAAUGUUCGUGAACGUUAAGCUCUUUUCCGAGUAAAGGCGAGAAAACAACAACAACAACAACAACAACAACAACAAGGGUUGCUUCUGCGUAACGGAACGUUUUAUUCCCGUUACUGGUUUUGAACCUCAUGACAAGGCGAUCGUGUUUGGUAGAAUUUGCGAUCGUUUUUCGUAGAAUUUGCUAGCCUGAGAAAACAACUUACAUUUCGCGAAGCCGCCACUGCUUUCACCGCGAAACGACGUCUGAGGAAUGAGCGCAAAAAUUUAUGCUGGUUGAAGCAUUCCAUUCCAUGAUUGGUUGAUGUAAAUUCCUCAUUUGCUUUCAUUGCCAAAUUGCUGUUUUUUUCCCAGACAUCAUUUUUGGGGGAAAUCAGUGCUGGCGUCGCGAAAUGUCGGCUGUUUUCUCAGGCUAAGCGGAGGAUGGACGCUUUUGUGCUUGUACACCAGCUUGCCCGACGUGAAGUCAGUUAAAAACACGCAAUAGCAAUUAGUUGGACGCUUUGUUCUAUUUACAUACAUUGACACUUGACAGAAGAUUUUAUUUGACAUCCGUUGGUGCCAUUUCAUUGUAGGCAGUCGAUGUUGUUGGUCAAGCAGGAAAGCCAAAGACAAUAACAGGAUUUCAGACUCACACUACGCCAGUACUGCUGGCGUACGGAGAAAGAGCUGAGCUUGCAACUGAAGAAUGUAUCCUUUAUAUAUACAAUUUGCACUUUAUUUUUCAUCCCUUGAGGUUACUGAGUUUUCAUUGAUCUUAAUGUUAACAUUGUUGGAUUUUUUGUUGUAGAAGCAGUUCAAGUUGUCCCUUUGAACCACUACAUCUGGUCCCUAAUUUUAUUCUUAGUCUUAAAUCCUCCAUCAUUUAAAAUCUUAUUCUUCACGUAUUGAUUCCUUUCUUUCAGAGAAUCGCUAUUUAAGUUAGCGCUUCGAUAUUGAGUACAGUGAAACAGUGAACGCGAUAACACGUUUGUAAUUUGUUUUUUUUUUUAAUAAGGCUGUUAUUCUUCCUUAACCUUCAUUAAUAGAUAUUUCCCUCGCACCAAUUAUGGAAGGUUUCGUCAUCUUAAAAAAGAACCCUGAAUACGAGAAAUCAGAGUCUUGAGGUUGUGAAGAACAUCAAGUCUGUAAAUACGUUGCGCACCUCUCUCGAUACUAACCACCGUACCGUCUUUGUUGGACUGGAUCGCCUUGUUUCGGAGUAGUUAAAAACUAAAACUUUUUUAGUUCUCAUGCAGGCAGAUUUGAAACCGAGUGUUACCGAGACAAGACCUAAUAAUUUAGCAAAUAAAAUUCUUUACAAU